This is a messenger RNA of Pseudonaja textilis, 5618 nucleotides long. RefSeq names its product fibroblast growth factor receptor substrate 3 (gene FRS3). The record is from RefSeq and is a predicted model, not a curated record. Lineage: Eukaryota; Metazoa; Chordata; Lepidosauria; Squamata; Elapidae. Gene Ontology annotation, biological process: fibroblast growth factor receptor signaling pathway. Gene Ontology annotation, molecular function: fibroblast growth factor receptor binding; transmembrane receptor protein tyrosine kinase adaptor activity. Gene Ontology annotation, cellular component: cytoplasm.
UCCUCCUGACGGUGAGCGACGCUCUAGGCUGCCUCGUGUGCUCUUCGCUGCUCCCGGCGGUCUCAGACCCGGGCUGGACUUGGGCGAAGGGACGCGGCGGCAGCGGCUGCUUCCGUCAUUUCUAUCCCGCGCCGCGCCUGGACGGUGCCGCAAGUAUUGACCUCUCAGGCUUCCCCCUGCCCAAACACGCGCCGUCCUCCUAAGACCCGGCGGCCAGCUUAUCUCUUAUCCUGACUUUGCUUUCGCCGUCCUCUGGCCUCCUCCUCCUCCUCCUGGCGGUCUUCCCGUGGCGCCGGCGCUUGCAAGCCCAACCCGCUCCCACCCUUUCCCCGACCAAGGACGGCAGUUCUCUCCCAGUUCCUUUGCACCCUCGUAUUCAUUGCCGUUGUUAUUCGCUUGUUACCCAUCAGAUUCUAGCAGUUUCGUCCCCUUCCUAUUUUAUACAUUGAAAAUUAUUUCCUUGUCUUUUAGUCUGCAGUCCCUCCGGGGUGGUGGUUGGGAGAGCAAUAGUCUUUCGUCGUGAUUUUCCUUUUCUGGCAAUAGUUUUGGAGAAGUAGCCUUUGAAUCCAUUGCAGUAAAAGCAAGCGAUUUUGGUGGCACUAAAGACUAAAAUUAUUUAUUCGGAUGUUGGCUUCUUUAGAUAGCCGUUACUACUAGAUUGCAGUGCUGUCACACACAUAAUUGGCCAAUCUAAUUUUGAUCAUGUGCCAGUAAGUGAACAUAAUUUGUAUGCUUUGUGAUUAGCUUUAAUUCUCUGUAGGCUUCUGUUUUCCUAGUAGUAGUAAAUGCCUUAGGAAUAAUCACAUUGUACAGAACUGCAGUGUAGCCCUUUUUGUGCCCUUUUUGCUUUACUUGGUCCAAAAAGACUGUAAUUGGAAUAGUUUGCAUUGUCUUCAUUUGUCAUUUAUAGAAAAUUGGUAGAUUUGUUCAUGUGUUAUGUAGUUUUUGUAUUUUUGCCUUAGGUGUAUUACUGACCAGUGAUAGAGAUGUAGAAAGAAUAGGAAUUGAUUAGAACUGAAAUCUUUCCCAAACCUAAUAUUUUUCAACCAUUUUGAGCAUGAUGUAGUCCCUAACAUCUUGGUUUUAACCACAGCGAAUGAAAAUUAUGUUACAACAACAAUAUAUGAAAUUAUUUGCUGCCAGAUAGAAAAAUGAUGUCCUAAGUGAAAUUGCUUCAGUUUUAGAAUGUUUGGCACUCCAGGCCUGCAGAAACGAAGUGUGAUUUAUAGCCAAGCUGGAAAUAGCCAGCAAAACUGCCAAAUACGACAUGGAAGACAGGUGAACUUCCUGAGAACUGAAGUGAAAGUUGACAUAGUUUCUAUGAAACCAUAAAUGACUUCUUGGCAUCUUGAUUGCCAUGACACCCAGCACAGGAUUAUGUGAAGAAUGUGGGAAUCCUCCCCUUAAAAAACUGCUCACAGCCAUGGCUAAUUCCAGGGUUUCCCUGUUGUUUUGACACCAUGGGAACGUGCUGCAGUAGCCCAUGCCGAGACAGGGUUCCAGAUAAUCACCCUACCAAGUUUAAGGUGACAAAUGUUGAUGAUGAGGGCAAGGAGCUGGGCUCAGGGAUUAUGGAACUGACACAGAGGGAGCUUGUUUUGCACACUCAUAAACGCGAUGCUGUUCGGUGGCCAUACCUUUGCUUGCGUCGCUAUGGCUAUGAUUCCAACCUCUUCUCCUUUGAAAGUGGACGUCGCUGCCUAACUGGACAGGGAAUUUUUGCAUUCAAGUGCUCAAGAGCUGAAGAGAUAUUUAAUUUGCUGCAGGAUCUGAUGCAGUGUAAUAGUAUCAGUGUGGUGGAGGAACCUGUUGUCAUUACAAGGAAUGCAGCUGAACUGGAACUACCCCGGACUCCCCAGACACCCGAGAUCCCAGGCUUUCCUAAUGGGUUCCACAGCUUCCCUAUGGAACCCUCAUCUUGCCCUGCAGCCUGCCAUGCCCCCAUGAGCGGUCUAAGGCAUUCUUCCAUUGGGGAGGACGGUACACAUGCUCUUAUUAUCCCUGAUGGGCAAUCCCACACCUACGUAAACACAGCCAGUGGUGAAGGUGAAAUAAGGGGCCAUCAUUGUAUGCACUCCUUACCUGAAGUUCAUCCUCCGAUUGCUCAUUCCAACCAUAGCUGUUCCCUGGAGGACCGGAAUCCCCAAGUUUACCUUCAGCCAGGAGAAGUGAAGUUUGUUUUGGGCCCGAACCUGGGUUAUAGGCACAGGAUGAAAUGUGAAGGCUACUGUCGACCCCACUGGGAGUGCUCAAGACAUUUCUGCACCCCUCAUAACAACAACAACAACGAUUACAAAGAAGAGUGCCUCGCCCCCAAGUGUGUUUAUGAAAACCUCAAUGGUCUUCUGCCUUCACGAGGAACCUUACUUCGUCAGGGUAGCGGGCGCUUGAAAAUUCCUCGUGAGGACCUGAAUCCUGCCAGUUGCUCCCAUCGCCGGACCGCCCUACUGCACUAUGAGAACCUACCAUCAUUGCCUCCUGUGUGGGAGUGUCAGCCCCUAAGACGGGGCCAGGAUGAUGAGGACUCCAGUGAUGCAAUGACACCUUCCUCUGCUGGUUAUCCAGAAAUUGAAGAAGACGACCCUUUACGAAGUUACAUGAAUUCAGAAAGGGUUGCCCUACCUGGAGGCAUGCACAGGGGAGGUUGCUUGCAACAGCGCCGCAGUUGUACCCCGAGUGUUUUCAAUUUCGACUUCUGCCGGCCCUAUUUGGAGCAGCCAAGGCAACUCAAUUAUAUCCAGGUAGAACUGCAAGAUGAUCCUUGUAAAGGGCGCCAAAGCAUACCAGUCCCCCAUGUCCCAUGUGCGGUUGCCCAUCCUGCCCACAGGACCAAUUCCUAUGCGGUCAUUGACCAUAAAAAGACAGCAGCCAUGUCCAGCUUGCAGAGAGCACUGCCUAAGGACGAUGGGACUUCCAGGAAAACACGACAUAACAGCACUGACCUGCCUCUGUAAGAAGAACAUUCAACCCAAGCACCUCAUUGUGGCUUUUGUAUCUGCUCUUCAACAAGUCAUGUUACAUAACUGCCAUUUUUUCAUUGUGCUCCCUGUUACUCUGUGUGAGUCACUGGAAUAGUUUCAUCAAGCUAAUUUAAGAAAUGUAGCCUAUCUGUGCCUCUUCCGAGCCUCCUAUUCCUCUACCAUGUACUUUCUGAAGCCCUGCCAUGUGCUUGAUUACUUGACGGGGCUGAUGACAGGGUGGGUAAUGGUGCAGUUGGAGUGUGAAGGCUAGGGAAACACUGUUUAAUAUUUAUUUUUGAACAUACACAAAUGAUAUUUAUUUUCAAAUUUUGCAUUAAUUUAUUUUUCAGAGACGCUGGUAUUUGUUUAUUUAUUCAUGUGAAAGUGCCCAGUAAAUGUAACACUGAAUUGCUUUGCAAUUAAUUCUUUUCUCCAUGAGAAUCAGGAAAGCUCCAAGAGGGGAGGAGUUGAAUCAUUUUUUAAAAACAAAUGCAAGGCUAGCCACCAAAAGGCAGAGCAGAGGAGGAGAUUCAGACUAUCAGAGAUAGUAAUGCAUGCAAGAAUGGUUCUAAACCCAUGUGGUCCCAGGAAUGGCUCAACACGCUGGCAAAGCUGAUCUUCCCAGCUCCAAUUUCUGACUGUGGUAUAUCUCAUAAUAUGCCUCCCUUCACCCUCAGAGUAGGAAAAAACAUGGAACUAUAAAUUCCUAAGAAAUCCUUGGUAAAUGUUUUUAAUCGUUGCUGUUUGCCUAACAGUUUGGGAUAGUCUCUAAGAUAGAGGUCUCCAAACUUGGCAACUUUAAGACUUGUGAACUUCAACUCCCGGAAUUCUCCAGCCAGCUAGCUGGAGAAUUCUGGGAGCUGAAGUCCACAAGUCUUAAAGUUGCCAAGUUUGGAGACCCCUGCUCUAAGAAGUUAAUAUUCUGAUGUUAUGGUACUACAGUAGUUCGCUAGAAUCACAUAAAAGCUUUCCUUCCUCCAUUUUACUUUAUUGCCUCAAAUCCAACACUCUAAUAUUGUCCCAGACAUAGUUCAAUAUGUCAGUGAAAUCCAGGCCAUUAUUUGCAAAUAAUUGAUUUUGGGGAAGUGGGGAAAGAGGGAACUGGAAUAUUUUGAGCAACCUUAAGGACAAGCAAAGCUUUACUUAUUUGGGACUUUCACAUUUAUGUUAGGGUUAGUAAUAAACCUACACUAAGGGAGUAUACAUAUGGCGGACAUUAUUUAUUUUGCAUAGCUGUUGGCCUUCUCAGGGAUUAGCCCUUCCAGGAAUAACUAUAUUUGACCUAAAGUUCAGUCAGUUUAUUCUGAAAAUCUGUUCCACUGAAGCCAUUUUUAAAGUUCACUGUAUGCAAAACAAGCAUUAUAGAAUUGGGGAUUAGGAUUUGAUAGAAAGUUAUCGUUUCUUUCCUUUCCUUUCCAAAUCUGUUAAGAGCUGUCCUUAUCUAACAGUUUUACAAAGCGCUUUUUGUUAUUUAUUUAUUUUUUGAAAAUAGAAUGUUUACCUGUUUUGCUUUGAAUUUCUCAUGUAAUUCCACCUCAAGGAGUCCAAAUUAGUACUAGUAUUUCAAGUGAUAAGCUCAGCAAAACCAAUCUAAAGUAUUCAUAAUUUGGGUAAAUAUUAAUUCUAACUUUUACGUAUGGAUCCAUACCAUUAAAACCUUACCCAAACAAUGUAGUGCAGAAGUUUUAAAACCGCUUCAAAUUAUGUUUAUUAUUGUUAAUUAUUGCUCACCAUAUUGUCGUGAAACACAUGUUUUGCAUGUAGAAUAUCCCAGAUUUAAGAGUAAGAAUUUCUCAUCUGAAAUAUAAGGUAUUACUUAUUAGCAUAGAUGAUAGAGACUUAAAUUAUGAAUACCAUGCUCCAGCAUGUCCUUUAUUUUUCAGUUUCCAUUCCACUAUUCCUUCAUAGUUCUAUUGUAGACUCAUAACUAAAAGAGAGAAAAAAUGCACUGAAGGAACAAGAGAAGAAAUGGUUGCAUAUAUAAUUAGUCUUGCUUCCAUUACAUGUAUUUCAUGUCACAAAGGAGUUAAUCAAUUAGUGCAUUGAGAUUUAAGAUUGACUUUUAUAUGAUAACUGCAUAUAGGAUGUGACUUGGAAGGUUUUGAAAGUGGCUGCUAUUCUAUAUGGUUUCAGUAUCACAAGCAGGUAUAAAAAUGUCAAAUUUCAGCAUUUUUUCCUCUAUUCCUUUCACUGCAGUCUUAUAAAUCAUGUUCUAAAAUUCAUAGCUGGAAGGGGAAGAUAGACAGAUUUGGGUAGACAUCAAGAUUUCCUCACUGUGGCUCAUUGUCAUAUAGUUAGGAUUGUCAAGAAGGCAUUGAUUUGAUGAGUGAUCUUAUAUCCUUGAUGUAUAAAUUGGGCUAUUUCUGAUUUUAACCAGUUACUAUAAAAUCAUUUUGCUUAUUCAGCACUGCCUUUUUAAUUGUUGUGCAUAAUAUGUUGAAAUUUAUUAGUAGACGUUAAAAUUAGGUGGUCUUUUAUGAUCAUUGACCUUUGUGGUGUUCCAGUGUCUAAUCAAAAUCUAUUAGAAUUAAUAGAAGAGUUUCUCUGUCCUCUAUUUGUACUUUAAGUCAACUCAGUCCAAAUAUAUCAUCAUAUUUUUAUUCUUCAAUUUUUAUAUAUAACUCAAGCAGAUGUGGUAUUCAGCAGGUUCUGACCAGU